Messenger RNA from Nanorana parkeri, 3793 nucleotides. RefSeq names its product glutamate ionotropic receptor kainate type subunit 4 (gene GRIK4). Gene Ontology annotation, cellular component: presynaptic membrane; plasma membrane; kainate selective glutamate receptor complex. Gene Ontology annotation, biological process: synaptic transmission, glutamatergic; monoatomic ion transport; modulation of chemical synaptic transmission. The record is from RefSeq and is a predicted model, not a curated record. The transcript has 20 exons. Lineage: Eukaryota; Metazoa; Chordata; Amphibia; Anura; Dicroglossidae. The coding region runs from base 176 to 3052 and encodes 958 amino acids. Gene Ontology annotation, molecular function: transmitter-gated monoatomic ion channel activity involved in regulation of postsynaptic membrane potential; kainate selective glutamate receptor activity.
UGAAAUUGCAGCGUUAAAGUGGUGUUCUCCCUGGAGACUUUGUGACAUAGGGUGGAGAAUGAUUUGGUGCUAGAUGUGAGCUUAACAGUUUCAGCUCCUUCCACAUUGGAGGUGAUUUUGGGGACAUUUAUGGAAUGCCCACAUCACCAGAGGGUUUCAUGACGAUUUGUGUAAAAUGCUACGUGUCCUUGCGCCUCUGGUGCUUCUUUUGUUGUUGCUGAUGGAGUCCACUGGCAGUCCUCACUCUAUUCGCAUUGCUGCGAUUCUGGAUGACCCCAUGGAAUGCAGUAGAGGAGAGAGACUUUCCAUUACACUGGCCAAGGAUAGAAUAAAUCGAAACCCUGAAAGGCAAGGAAAAUCCAAACUCGAGGUUGACAUCUUUGAGCUUUUAAGAGACAGCGAGUACGAAACAGCAGAAACAAUGUGCCAGAUCUUACCCAAAGGAGUUUUAGGGGUUCUGGGCCCAUCUUUCAGCCCAUCAUCCAGCUCCAUCAUCAGCAACAUCUGUGGAGAGAAGGAGGUACCGCACAUUAAAGUAUCCCCUGAGGAAAUGUUAAGACUCCAGUUUCAGCGAUUCACAACUCUGAACCUUCAUCCCAGCAACACAGACAUCAGUGCAGCUAUUGCAGCUUUACUUCAUUUCUUCAACAGCACCACUGCUUGUGUUAUCUGUGCCAAAGCUGAGUGUCUCCUGAACCUGGAAAAGCUUCUGCGUCAGUUUCUGAUCUCCAAAGACUGUCUUUCAGUCAGGAUGCUUGAUGACAGUUGGGACCCGACGCCACUUUUAAAAGAAAUACGCGAUGACAAGACCAGUACGAUCAUUAUUCAUGCUAAUGCAUCAAUGUCCCACACAAUUCUAAUGAAGGCUGCAGAGCUGGGAAUGGUGUCGGCUUAUUACACAUAUAUCUUUACAAAUUUGGAAUUUUCUCUGCAGAGGUUUGACAGCCCAUUGGAUGAACGGGUGAACAUCUUGAGUUUUUCUAUGUUUAAUCAGUCACAUAGCUACUUUCAGGAAUUCUCACAUAUACUCCAGCAGUCCUGGGAAGAGAACUGUGAUCAUUCACCUUUUACGGGUCCUGCACUCUCUUCUGCGUUACUCUUUGAUGCUGUUUAUGUUGUUGUGAGUGCGGUGCAGGAACUGAACCGAAGUCAGGAAAUUGGUGUCAAACCACUGUCAUGUGGGUCUGCACAAAUAUGGCAACAUGGCACUAGCCUUAUGAACUACCUGAGAAUGGUAGAGUUGGAAGGUCUUACCGGACAUGUGGAAUUCAAUAGCAAAGGUCAAAGGUCUAGCUAUGAUAUCAAGAUUCUACAGUAUACCAGGAUAGGAUUUCAGGAGAUUGGACAGUGGCAUGCCACUAAUGGUCUGUCAAUGGACAGAAGAUACUUCUUCCAAAACAUUUCUGACAAAUUGGCUAACAAGACAUUAAUUAUCACUACUAUCCUAGAAAACCCGUACUUGAUGCUCAAACCAAACCAUCUUGUUCUGGAGGGUAAUGAUCGCUAUGACGGGUUCUGUGUCGACAUGCUCAACGAACUUUCCAAGAUCCUGCAUUUUAACUAUAAUAUCCGCCUUGUUGCUGAUGGUCUUUAUGGUGUUCCAGAGGUGAAUGGAACCUGGACUGGAAUGGUGGGAGAACUAAUAUCCAGGAAAGCAGAUUUAGCCGUUGCUGGUCUGACGAUUACAGCAGAAAGAGAAAAGGUUAUUGACUUCUCCAAGCCAUUUAUGACCUUAGGAAUCAGCAUCCUGUACCGUGUUCACAUGGGUAGAAAGCCAGGCUACUUCUCCUUCCUCGAUCCAUUCUCACCUGGAGUUUGGCUCUUUAUGCUUCUUGGCUACCUAGCUGUCAGUUGUGUUUUAUUCUUAGUGGCCAGGCUAACUCCAUAUGAAUGGUACAGUCCCCAUCCUUGUGUUCAAGGACGAUGCAAUCUUUUAAUUAAUCAGUACUCUCUUGGAAACAGCCUGUGGUUUCCAGUUGGUGGGUUUAUGCAGCAGGGAUCUACCAUUGCACCAAGAGCUUUGUCUACACGAUGCGUCAGUGGAGUUUGGUGGGCAUUCACCUUGAUAAUUAUUUCUUCAUAUACAGCAAAUCUUGCUGCCUUUCUUACUGUGCAGAGAAUGGAUGUACCUAUUGAGUCGGUGGAUGACUUGGCUGAUCAGACUACAAUUGAGUAUGGGACCAUACAUGGAGGAUCCAGCAUGACUUUCUUCCAAAAUUCCCGAUACCAAACCUAUCAACGGAUGUGGAAUUACAUGCAUUCAAAACAGCCCAGUGUGUUUGUUAAGAGCACUGAAGAAGGGAUUGCCAGGGUGCUGAACUCAAACUAUGCUUUCCUACUGGAGUCCACUAUGAAUGAGUAUUACCGUCAACGCAACUGUAACCUUACUCAGGUUGGAGGACUGCUUGACACAAAGGGCUAUGGCAUUGGAAUGCCUUUAGGCUCUCCUUUCCGAGAUGAAUUUGAUCUAGCAAUUUUGCAACUACAAGAAAACAACUGUCUGGAAGACUUAAAGCGAAAAUGGUGGGAUGGAGGUAAAUGUCCAAAAGAAGAAGACCACAGAGCAAAGGGUUUGGGCAUGGAAAAUAUCGGAGGCAUAUUUGUUGUGUUAAUCUGUGGUUUAAUAGUGGCUAGCUUCAUGGCCGUGCUGGAGUUCCUGUGGACGAUAAGAAACUCCGAAGACACUCAGGUUUCUGUGUGUCACGAAAUGAUGUCAGAGUUAAGUAGCAUUAUACUUUGCAAAGACAGUUUUAUGCCACGUCGAAGGCGGGCAGGCAUUAUACGCUCUAGAUCAGCUGUUCCGGAGGAUAAGAGAGGACGCAAUACAAGCAUUCUAAGCAAUGGUAAACUGUGUGGGGGCAGUGGUCCUGACCCACUGGCACAGAGACUGGCACAAGAAGCAGCUCUAGUUGCCCGUGAAUGUACACAUAUUCGGGUCUGCCCAGAGUGUCGCCGUUUUCAGGGUCUCAGAACGCGCCCACCUGGUGGAUCUCCAGCACAAAGUGAAGAAAGUUUGUGGGAAAAGACUACAAAUAGCAGUGAGCCCGAGUAAAAGAGCCAUGACAGAUGAUGUAAGGAAAAAAAAAACAUCCAGUGCUGUUUUAUUUUUGUCUUUUUUUUAAGACCAUAUAAUUAUAAAACUAUUUUUUUUAAACUAGAAUAAAAAUCCUGUUAUUGGAUUACCCAUAGUAUGAAACAAAAUCUCCCACAAUGGGUCUACAUGUUUCCAGCUGGCAUUACAAUAUUGACAUCAUAAAAACUAGUAUGUUGUUACCCAAUUUAGUAGUGGACUGUUGUAUUGUUUCCUUGGAUUGUGAGGAACAUCGUCUUCCUUCAAAGUCUUUCAUGCUUUUGAGCAUUUAUUAUUUCAACACCUACAAUGUUUGUAGUAAUAAAAAGAACAUUUUGACAAAUAUCAUGAUACAGUCCUGGUAAGAGUAAGGUUGUCCUCCAUACAUGAACUAGAGACAGUUUUGAUGUGUUUCUUGGUUGAGAUUCAAUGGCUUUUUGUGUGUCUUUGAAGGCUGUGUUAUGCCAGAAUUCAUGUUUUGUAUGGAAAAAUACAUUCCUAAUAUGAACAAUACAUCCUGGCCACACAAACCACUCCAAAAAUAAUGUUCUGACAUCUAAACACUCAAGAUGGUUAUGUAAAUAUAUAGCUUUGCCAUAGUGUAACUGAGAUGGAUACAUUUGCAACAUCAUCAUUUAUGAAAAGUGACAGUUCUAAUGUGCUGCAAUGUUUCAUGUGCCAACAAUACGGUAAAACCAGAGCUCUUGGAAUUCUCCCCUUGGA